AUGAAGCACUCUGAGACAAUAGCACCAAGGUCCGAACACGACGAUUCAUUCCCGAUGGAUGCUUCGAAUGCCUCAUAUAAAAAGGAGCCGCUCACUGGUAGCAAGUACUCUUCUGCUUCCGACAUCGAAAAGCCAUCGCCGCAUCUCCCCACAACAGUCGACCUAGCACCUCUCAACAUCGAGGUCACUUAUCCCGAGGGUGGCCGCGACGCCUGGUUCGUCGUGCUGGGUGCGUGGUGUGGCUUGACCUCAUCACUGGGUAUCUACAACACAUCUGGUGUUUUCGAGGUUGUUAUAUCCAAAGUGAUAUUACCAGAAGCUUCAUCAUCUACUCUUGGCUGGAUAUUCUCAUUCUACGCCUUCGUAAACUGGGUCUGUGGAGUACAAAUUGGACCGACGUUUGAUGCAAUGGGCCCGCGUGCGCUGCUUAUUGCGGGGACGAUCUGCACGCUGAUUGGCAUUUUCACACUCAGUGUCUCUACGGAAUACUACCAGAUCUUCUUGUCAUUCUCCAUCAUGACCGGUAUCGGCUCAUCCCUUCUCCUGACCCCAUCGAUGGGAUGUGUCGCCCAUUGGUUUAUGGAGCGUCGCGGUCUUUCUAGUGGAAUAGCGUUCAUAGGAGGUGGUUUCGGUGGGGUUCUCUUUCCCCUGAUGAUACAAUCCCUCCUCCCUCAGGUUGGCUGGGGAUGGUCGAUCCGGAUCCUCGGGUUUGUGCUGUUUGUACUAAGCACUAUCAGCGUGGCAUUCUGCCGAAGUAGAAUCCCUCCGCGCAAAGGAGCAGAAACAACCUGGCGAGAUACAUUGCCAGACUAUAAAAUAUUCAUGGACGGAACAGGAGCCAUGGCACUCACAACCGCCGGAGUCCUUUUGACGGAUUUGGCGUACUUCGUCCCGAUUACGUACACACCACGUUACUAUAUCGAUCGACAGCAUCUGCCAGACGAGGAGGCCCUGAUGGGGUCGUCGGCGUUUGCAUAUCAGCUUCUCGCAAUUCUCAAUGCUGCCUCAUGUGUUGGCCGAUACGUGGCGGGCCACAUGGCGGAUCGAUUUGGCAGAUACAAUACCAUGAUUGUCUCCUUGUUUUUCUGCACAGUAUCUGUUCUAGGUUUCUGGCUACCCGAUAUCCUCGCACCAGACCUCGAUUCCUACGCACUACUGGUAGUCUUUAUACUACUAUUCGGGUUUUGCAGUGGUUCAAAUGUUAGUCUGACACCAAUAUGCCUUGGUCAGCUUUGCGAAACUCAAGAAUAUGGACGAUAUUAUGCGAGCUGCUUUACGGUAGUAUCUUUUGGGGUACUCGCAAGUAUCCCAAUUGCCGGGGGUCUUCUCGAUGCGGUGGGGGGUAAAGGAAAAGAAAAGUAUUGGGCAGUCGCUCUUUUUGCUGGACUCAAUUACGUGAUCGCUUUGUUAUCUUUUCUCUGGGUCAGGAUUAAAGUAAAGGGGAGGGAUUGGAGGGUAAAGUGGUAG
Molecule: messenger RNA, 1467 nt
Organism: Penicillium egyptiacum
Lineage: Eukaryota; Fungi; Ascomycota; Eurotiomycetes; Eurotiales; Aspergillaceae
Source: the annotation of a GenBank genome assembly